This is a messenger RNA of Penaeus indicus, 6062 nucleotides long. RefSeq lists its product as uncharacterized. Lineage: Eukaryota; Metazoa; Arthropoda; Malacostraca; Decapoda; Penaeidae. Bases 634 to 4299 code for a protein of 1221 amino acids. The record is from RefSeq and is a predicted model, not a curated record. Gene Ontology annotation, biological process: neurogenesis. The transcript is spliced from 10 exons. Gene Ontology annotation, molecular function: protein binding. Gene Ontology annotation, cellular component: cytosol.
GUCGCCGCAGUCACCACCGGCGCCACCACCCUCCGUCGUCUCAGGUCGUCUACAGGUGUGCCGGCGACGACCUGAGGUACACCUGGUUGCCCGCUGGUAUACCUGGGUUGUUGGUCGAUGUAACGGGUUGGUCACUGAUAGCCCCGGUUGGCUGGCGAGGCGGAUGUCGAACGAUAUGUAUUUUGGUUUGUCUGUUGGUUAGAGCUGGUUGUUGGCUGAUAGACCUGUCGAACGAUACGCUUUGAGUUUAAUCUCGAGGACACUUUAUCGUCAUCGAGACAUUAAAAGAAAAUGCGAGUUCUUUAUCCUAUGAUGAAGAUAAUUAAAAAAAGUGUUAUAGGCUUUUAACGAGAUUUGAAUAAUAAAAAAACAACGAAUGAAAGAAAAAGAAAGAAAAAACAAACGAAAAAACAAAUGAGAAAUAACAUGAAUGAGGAGGAUCUUGUGAUUUAGACAAAAAAACAAAAACAAAAACAAAACAGCAACACAUAAAAGGUGGUGGUGAGCGUGUGUAUUUGACCUUACGUUCUGUGUCGUGACCUGCUGACCUGAACUGCCUGAGGGAUACCCGCUUGACCUCGCUUCACGUCGUAUCCACCAUCGCCCGGAGCUGCACAAGACACCCGCGCAAAGAUGGCGACGUGGACAGCCCGCCCGGCAGCCCAGGGUACACCAGCCUCUUCGUGGGAGGAGCCUGGAAGCCCAGACUCCGCCUCUUCCACGCAGGCCACGCCCUCCCCCACCCACUCCCCCUGCAUGGAUAGUAACGACCCCAUGGAAGAUAGCGGGUUCCAUGACUGGCUGGGUAUGGAGGAUGGAACAGCUGAGUCCCAGAUGUCAGUCACGGGGGAAAUGUCUGUGGUGGAGAGACUUCAAUAUCUUCUCGACACUGGACAGUUUGCUGACGUGAACAUAAGGGUUGGUCAAGGAAACAAUGUCGUGGUUUUCAAGGCUCACCGGCUGUUACUCGCAACAGCCAGCCAGCCUCUGUAUAGGUUAGUGUACGCUGUGAAUCCCCAUCCGGGUCCUACUGAAGUCACCACGAUCAGGGUCCAUGACAUGAUGCCUAAGGACUUCGAACCCAUCCUGAAGUACAUCUACACGGACAGCGUCGACUGUUCGGAUAUCAAGGUGGCGUUCGAACUGCUUCGCGCCAGCAAGCGGUGGGGUCUCGCCGGCCUGGGGAUCAAGAGCCUCAAUUAUCUCGAAGGCUUCAUCGACGACUUCGAACCUUCCACCGAGGAGAUGAAGACCAACCUGUUCGACCUGCUGGUGCUGUCCGAGAAGAGCUUGAACGACAUGUGCGACAAGUGCUGGCAGAUCAUCUCGAAGCACGCCAACGAGAUCAUCCCCUGCGAGGGCUUUCUGAGACUCGAGCGGGACAUCAUUCGGAAGAUGCUGAUGCAGAAGGAGCUCAAGUUCGACGACCAGCUGAAGCUCUUCGAAGCCAUAAGGGACUGGGGUCUCCGCUACGUCAGGGAGAAGGGCCUCAAGAUGACCCAGCUCGGGGACGUCGUCGAGGACCUCAUCAAAGUGGUGGACUUCGACAAGAUCUCCGACAGGGACUUCGUCAACACCGUCUUGACCUCGGAGUGUCUCGGGAAGGCCGAGGUCAUUGCCUUCUUCAUGACCCACGGCCUCGAGAUUCCCAGGAACCUCGACUUCAACAACAACAAACAGCUUCCGUUCUGGUUGUGGUUUUGUGCAACCUCUGACCCCGAGUUGAAGGAGAGGAGAGGCUCGAAGGGAGGCCCUGCCAACAGCCUCCAGGGCAAGAAGGCAACUCACAACCACCUCACGCCCGUAGCCGAGACCGUGAACAAAAUAACUUCUCUCACACAGAACGGCUCUUUGCUUGAGUUUAACAAAGUCUGCAGGUUCCGGAAAGGUUACAGAUGUCCGCAGAAAGAGAUCUACCAGUCUCAUGAGCUGAGGUUCCGUGUGGACAAGAACAUCAAGCUUUUGGGCGUCGGUUUUGGUUUUCUGUUCAGUAGCACAGACAUGGGCGUGACAGUCCAUUGUCAAGGUCCUUGGGAGACGCGUCAGUGGACAGAUAUAGAGAAGACAUACUGCCGUGUAUCUGGAGAAAAACAAGAGACAGCAGAUGUGCGCCUAAUGUUCAACACACCCGUCAGAAUCGAAGCAAAUCAGUGUUAUAAGGUUAUGGUGAAGAUUGGACGGAUGAGCUCUGGUAGCUCGGAUGUGGAGCUCUGGGGUGGAACAGGUGGAAUGCACUAUGUGGAAACAGAAGAUGCAGAGUUCUUCUUUAUCAAGGCAGCAGUAGAUCCCAACAAGAGAGUUGAGGAGAGUGAAGGAGAUGUCAAGCCUGGUGUGAUAACUGAGCUCCUUUACCAACUGGACACUGGUGAAGAGGAGAAGCCCGUUGAGAGACGUCGCCGCCCACAGCCCCAAGAGGAAGAACAGGAGGCCCAACCAGUGGAGACAACCGCCCGACGUCGACGACCAGAAACACUCAAGGUGCCUGAGAUAUCCUAUACCCGUAAACGUUCCCCUCCCUCUGGUGCCAAGUCCCCUGAUGCACCUCCGGUUACCAGACGUCGGGAAGGUGUUGUUAGUUACGAAACUUCACCAUCUUACAGCAGCAGAAGGACAUCUGUUGAAGAAUACAAGCCAGAGAGCUUCUCUACUAACAGGUGGAGAACCAGGAGUAGAGAGGAGGACUCAGACACCAAGAAGUCCUAUGAAACCUCGACUAAGACUGAAGAGUAUAAACCCUCGAGUUUCUCUACCAACAGGUGGAGAACAAGAUCGAAACCAGAGGAUUCAGAGACUAAGAAAGCAGAAGACACCGAAAGAAAGACUUCUGUUGAAGAAUACAUGCCUACCAGUUUCUCGACCAACAGGUGGCGAGUGCGGCCCAAGCCAGAGGAUUCGGAAAGCAAGAAGACUGAAGAAAGGAAGACCUCAAUAGAAGAAUACAAACCUGAUAGCUUUUCUACUAACAGAUGGCGUACUCGACGAACUGAAGAUGAUACUUCCAAAACACAAGACACUAGUAGCAGUAAGACCACAACAGAUGAAUACAAACCACAAAGCUUCGUCACUAACAGAUGGAGAACGAGAGCGACACAGCCAGAGGAACCGAAGGAUACAGUCUUUGGAAACAAAGCAUACUCAGGCACAGCCAAUACUGAGAGGACGUCCCACCCAUUCAUGAGGCGUCGAGAAUCGGAAACCAAGCCCUCAGAGAUCCCCUUCUACCUCAGGAAACAGUCAACCGAAGACAAUCGUCCGCCUCUUGCCAAAAGCAGGUGGGCGACGACUGCAGACGACGACCGACGUUCGCGAGAUACAACGACCCGAAGUCUGUAUUCCCGGGAUAAGGACACGAGUAGCGUCUCCUCCUCCCUGCCCCGUCCAAGUGAUUCCUCGAGUCUUAGGAGUCGCGACCUGUCCUCAAGUCGUUUCGGAUCCACCAGAGACUCUUCCUUGUCCCGCGUGAGGGAUUCCUCGCUGUCUCGCACAAGCACAAGAGAACCUUCCCUCUCACGCAUCAGGGAUCCGACAACCUCUCGUUUUGGCAGUACCUACAGCAGCAGUUUCAGUAGGUAUGAUUCUCCCUCUACCCAAGCAGGCAAGACUGAUGUUAGCAGCAGCAGUGCUGGGAGCAGGUACAGCCAGAGCGCUGACACCGGCAAGAACAGUGCAUUGAAUAGGUAUGGUCUAGAUUCCCCAGCUUCAGGAGGACUUGAGGAGAAAAAAUAUAGUAGUAGGUAUGGUGUAUCUUCUACCAUUCGACCAUACACUGGUGCUAGUAGUGCCGGUAGGCUGACUUCAUCCUCCUUGUCUCAUGGCUCUGACUCCGGUGCCACGAGCAGAGGUAGCAGGUAUGGCAUAUCUUCAACAGGUAGUUCUGAUACGAGUGCCGGGAGUAGGUAUGGCUUGUUAUCCACUUCUGGUGACAGUGCCUCUAAAUAUGGCACAUCCUCAUUACAAAGUAGAUCUGAUACUAGUAGUAAAGGCACCGGAAGUAAAUAUGGCAUUUCCGGUGGGAGUGAUGCUAGUAAGAGUAGCACUAGUUCUAGAUAUGGCAGUUCCACCAGCACAGGAACCCGCGACGUUGGACGGACUCCGCUUAGUUCAUCGUUGAGCUCUUACGGAAGUUCUGGCAGCGGAAAGUCCACAACAGGCAGCAGCAGGUUUGGCUCGACCUAUGGCACAGGGUCAACCUCUGCACCACCUACCAGGCUCGCCGGCGGCAGCAGACUCCUCUCGUACAGUAGCGGUGGCAACAAGAGCACCAACAGCGAAAACUGCAGUAGAUUCUGUAGUCACUAGUUUAGUGUAAAUCGAUGGUCGUUCUGCAUGAUACAACCACGAUGCUGAUUUGUAUGGACGUCUUUGGAAAGAAAACACACAUGCUAGGAGAGACAAGGAAAAAAAAGAACAUUGUAGAAAAAUAGGAUUUUUUUUUCUCUCUAUAUAUAUUAUUGAAUGCUAGCGCCAUCUUUUGGCAAGUCGUUGCUUUUAAUCAUUGUUUCUGUUAUGUUUUGUUUUUCUCUCGCCCAUCACGAAGCUUCUUGAAAUUUUAACAAUAGCAUAACACUUGCAUUUUGGACAGCAUUUUUUGUUUUGUUUUGUUUUAUGUAUAGUUUGUUGCCCUUAUAAUAUAAAACAUGAUACACUACAUUAAUAUAUAUUUUAGCUUUAACUAAAACGCAAAGAUGCUCGAUCGACACAGUUAAUUUCAAAACACGACAAUAUCGAAAGCCUUUUUUUCUUCUUAUGCUUUCAAAGCUAUUUGAUGAUAACUUUUUUCUAGUCGUUUAACAAUAACUUCUCACAAGCAUAUUUCCAAUAUCUAAGGCAUUUAAUAAAACAAGAUAAAUAACGAUGCGUUAAUGACACUAGAAUAAUCUAGCCUAAUUUCAGCUACGUAUGCUUUGUUAGAUUUUUUAACAAUUUUAACAAAAAAAAGCUUGAAUUUGUGACGAUAAUCACUUGCGUAUUAAGCUUCAACUCUUUUAUACUCAAAGGUUUAUUUGCUUCUCUCCCGUUUUAUCAUAUGGGCGAGUCGAUAAGGCAAUUUGAGUCUAACAAACACUUGUUGAAUUCCGAAGAGAUCGUAACAUGGAAAUAAAGAAAGUAAAAAAAAAUGAAAUAGCUGUUACGUGUGAUGCCGUUUCUUUAUCCAACUAGUGACUUGAAUUAGAAGAAAAAAAUACAUAUAUAUAAUAAUAAGAAGAAGAAUAAGAGUAAGAAUAAUUAAAUAAAUCGAUUUUCCGCCGCUAUCAAAAUCAACAAGAACUGACUAAUAAAAGCAUAGAAAUCAGAAAAAAAUAUACAUAUUUACCACAAAAGGUCACUCACUAUACAAACCCUGAAGAUAACACUCUAGGUUAGUUUUGAAGUUCCAUGUACCAUGCGUUUAGCAGUUAAAUGAAUAUACAAAAAAUGGAAAUAGGAAUAGUGAAAUAAAUAAAUAUAUAAUGAUAAUAAUAAUAAUAAUAAUAAUAAUAAUAAUAAUAAUAGUACGUAUAUAGCUAGGCAGAAAUGAGAAAUGGAAAAUUUAUAUCGUUAUAUACAACAAAGUGUUAAUUCACAUGAUAAUAUCAUUUGGAUGAAACGAAAAAAGAGUAACGAAAUAUCCUGUGGAAAAUUAUGAUCUAGAAGUGAUAGAAUAGAUUUUUUGUAGAAUAAGAAAGGACACGGAAGAUAAAAAAAAGUAAAAUACGUGUCUUCUGUGCAUGAUUUUAUGUCCGUCAUGUGAGUCGUACAUGAUAAACCUUGCUAGAAUUUUAUACGUUAUUUUCACGCCGUCGCAGGAUAUGAAAUGAUAGAAAAAAAUAUAACAUGAUGGAAAAAAGGUACCAUUAUAUUUCUACGCAUGUUCACACAGAUACGCAUAGAUACACGCAUACACGCACACGCAAGCACGCGCACGCACACACACACACGCACAAUCUCUCUCUCUCUCUCUUACACUCUCUCUCUCUCUCUCUUUCUCUCUCUCUCUCUCUCUCUCUCUCUCUCUCUCUCUCUCUCUCUCUCUCUCUCUCUCUCUCUCUCUCUCUCUCUCUCUCUCUCUCUCUCUCUCACAC